Saprolegnia diclina VS20 is the source of this 432-nucleotide messenger RNA. RefSeq lists its product as hypothetical. Gene Ontology annotation, biological process: transmembrane transport; carboxylic acid transport. The record is from RefSeq and is a predicted model, not a curated record. Gene Ontology annotation, molecular function: carboxylic acid transmembrane transporter activity. The transcript is spliced from 2 exons. NCBI's taxonomy places the organism in Eukaryota, Oomycota, Saprolegniomycetes, Saprolegniales, Saprolegniaceae. Gene Ontology annotation, cellular component: plasma membrane. Bases 1 to 432 code for a protein of 143 amino acids.
AUGGCCAGCAUCCCGCCCGUCAAUAAUCGCCGCGAGGUGUUUGCCAACUUUGAUGAGGCCACGUUCUCCAAGGCGCAUCUCCGUGCGAUGCUUGUCGCUGGCUCUGGUUUCCUCGUCGACUCGUACGACAACUUUGUCAUUGGCCUCAUCGUGCCCAUGAUUGCGUGGGAGUACUACCACCAGGGCAGUCUUCCGUCGUCGCGCGCCGAUGGCUGGGUCAAGGCCGCGUCGUCGUGGGGUAACGCGGUCGGUCAGCUCUCGUUCGCCGUCCUCGGCGAUAUCCUCGGCCGCAAGAAGGUGUACGGCAUUGAGCUCAUCAUCUUGAUUUUUGGCGCGCUUCUCUGCGCACUCGCUGUCUGGCCCGUCAACGGCGAGGCCGACAACGUCCUCAUCAUGCUUGCCGUCUGGCGCUUCAUCUUGGGUAUCGGCUGA